Messenger RNA from Astyanax mexicanus (Mexican tetra), 8723 nucleotides. It is a transcript of the gene flna, whose product is annotated as filamin A, alpha (actin binding protein 280). Gene Ontology annotation, molecular function: actin filament binding. The transcript has 47 exons. The record is from RefSeq and is a predicted model, not a curated record. Lineage: Eukaryota; Metazoa; Chordata; Actinopteri; Characiformes; Acestrorhamphidae. Gene Ontology annotation, biological process: actin cytoskeleton organization. The coding region runs from base 408 to 8066 and encodes 2552 amino acids.
AGCCUCAGUCACUCCGCGAGGAAAGCGCCCCCCCUGCAUCUCCUCCACCUCCUCUCUGAUACUUUACCAAUUAAGGCUCUCGCAUUUGAGGGCCGCGGAGGAGCGAAGGAGAUAGAAAAGGCCGAGGGGUGUCACUCGUGCUCUUUCUGGAGCCAACACUACUAGCAUUCCCCCCUCUGGGAGGCUCGCGCGGAGACCGGACCGGACCGGGAGGAGACAGUGCGCUCUGCUCCUGCGUGCAGAAAGAAGGACGUGAGGAUACAAGACAAGACCGAGACCACCAGCAGGACUGCAGUAACUGACUGAACAACUUCUUAAAGAAGAGACUAGCGGUUCUUCCAGGCCCCGCCCUAAAGAAAAAACAGCGAACCAGCGAGCUAGUGAAAGGGAGAGCCGAGUCCUUAAAAAUGAGUCAACACCCACGGCUCCACCAGUCGAGCGCAACCUCCCCCGCGCCCAACGCCUCUCUCAGCCCGGACAAGGACGCAGACAUGCCCGCCACGGAGAAAGACCUGGCCGAGGACGCGCCGUGGAAGAAGAUCCAGCAGAACACCUUCACCCGCUGGUGUAACGAGCACCUGAAAUGCGUGAACAAGCGCAUCGCCAACCUGCAGACGGACCUGAGCGACGGGCUGCGGCUCAUUGGGCUCCUGGAGGUGCUGAGCCAGAAGAAGAUGUUCCGCAAGUACAACCAGCGGCCCACCUUCAGGCAGAUGCAGCUGGAGAACGUCUCCGUGGCUCUGGAGUUCCUGGACCGGGAGAAUAUUAAGCUCGUCUCCAUAGACAGUAAAGCCAUAGUGGACGGAAAUCUGAAGCUCAUCCUGGGACUGAUAUGGACACUUAUCCUGCACUACUCCAUCUCCAUGCCCAUGUGGGACGAGGAGGAGGACACGGACGAUGCCAAGCAGAAGACUCCCAAGCAGAGGCUCCUGGGCUGGAUUCAGAACAAGCUGCCCGAGCUGCCGAUCACCAACUUCAGUCGCGACUGGCAGUCAGGAAAAGCCCUGGGAGCUCUUGUGGACAGUUGUGCUCCAGGUCUGUGUCCGGAUUGGGACUCCUGGGAUCAGACAAAGCCAGUGGACAAUGCCCGUGAGGCUAUGCAGCAGGCUGAUGAGUGGCUAGGAGUUCCUCAGGUUAUCACUCCAGAGGAAAUUGUUGAUCCCAAUGUGGAUGAACACUCCGUCAUGACCUACCUGUCACAGUUCCCUAAGGCCAAGCUAAAGCCCGGCGCCCCUCUUCGUCCCAAACUCAACCCCAAAAAGGCUCGCGCCUAUGGGCCAGGUAUUGAGCCCACUGGUAACGUGGUAAUGAAGAAGGCAGUGUUCACUGUGGAGACAAUCAGCGCAGGUCAAGGAGAAGUUCUGGUUUAUGUGGAGGAUCCGGCAGGUCACCGUGAGGAGGCUAAAGUCACUGCCAACAACGACAAGAACCGCACUUACUCAGUAUUCUACAUUCCUAAAGUAACUGGGAUGCAUAAAGUUACAGUGCUGUUUGCAGGGCUGCACAUCUCAAAGAGCCCGUUUGAGGUGGACGUGGGGAUGGCUCAGGGAGACUCCAGCAAGGUAACAGCCCAGGGUCCAGGCUUGGAGGCUGUUGGGAACAUUGCAAAUAAGACCACCUACUUCGAUGUCUACACUGCAGGUGCAGGAGUUGGUGAGGUAGAGGUGGUAAUUAUGGACCCCAGUGGCAAAAAGGACACGGUAGAGUGCCAGAUUGAGGAUAAAGGCAACAGCAGCUACCGUUGCACCUAUAAGCCCACCCAGGAAGGCCAGCAUAUCAUCUACAUCACGUUUGCUGGAGGCCAAAUUUCCAAGAGCCCCUAUACAGUCAGCGUGGGAGAGGCCUGUAAUCCCAGCCUUUGCGUAGCCAAGGGCCGUGGUCUGCAGCCCAAAGGCCUGCGGAUUAAGGAGACAGCUGAAUUUAAGGUCUACACCAAAGGAGCUGGCACUGGAGAAUUGAAAGUUACCAUCAAAGGGCCUAAGGGUCUGGAGGAGCCAUGUAAGAAGAAGGAUCUGGGAGAUGGUGUCUAUAGCUUUGAGUAUUACCCCACCACACCUGGAAACUAUAUCAUCACAAUCACCUGGGGUGGACAGCAUAUUCCUCGCAGUCCAUUCGAAGUAAAGGUGGGCACUGAAGCUGGAGCACAGCAGGUGCGGGCAUGGGGUCCAGGGUUGGAGAGUGGUGUUGUGGGCAAAUCGGCUGACUUUGUCGUGGAGGCGGUUGGGGAUGAUGUUGGUACUUUGGGAUUCUCUGUGGAGGGCCCAUCCCCGGCUAAGAUUGAGUGUGAUGAUAAGGGCGAUGGUUCCUGUGACGUGCGGUACUGGCCCACAGAGCCCGGAGAGUAUGCAGUGCAUGUGCUCUGUAAGAAUGAGGACAUCCAGCACAGCCCCUUCAUGGCUGAGAUCAAACCAGCACCAGACAGAGACUUCUAUCCUGACAAGGUAAAGGCUUAUGGUCCUGGCCUUCAGAGCAGUGGUCUUUCUGUGGGGAAACCAGCAGAGUUCACAGUGGAUGCCAAACUGGGUGGCAAAGCUCCUCUAAAGAUCCAAGCCCAGGACCGGGAUGGAAACCCAGUAGAUGUACAGGUGAAGGACAAUGGCAAUGGGACGUACAGCUGCAGCUACACCCCACGCAAACCCCUUAAACACACGGUCAUGGUGUCUUGGGGUGGCGUCAACAUCCCAGAAAGCCCCUUCAGGAUGAAUAUUGGUGCUGGAUGCCAUCCUAAUAAGGUGAAAGUAUCUGGACCUGGUGUUGCCAAGACAGGCCUGAAGGCCUUUGAACCAACCUACUUCACUGUGGACUGUGCUGAGGCCGGCCAGGGUGACAUCAGCAUCGGGAUUAAAUGCGCUCCAGGGGUGGUUGGACCAGCUGAGGCUGACAUCGACUUUGACAUCAUCAGAAAUGAUAACGACACUUUCACAGUUAAAUACACUCCCCCAGGAGCUGGCAGCUACACCAUCAUGGUUCUGUUUGCUGAUCAGGCUAUUCCCAUGACUCCUAUUAGAAUUAAGGUGGACCCCUCUCACGAUGCCAGCAAAGUCAAAGCAGAGGGCCCUGGUCUUAGCCGAACUGGUGUGGAACUGAACAAACCGACUCACUUCACUGUGAACACUAAAGGAGCAGGCAAGGCUAAGCUGGAUGCUCAGUUCACUGGCCCCACCAAGGGAGAGGCUGUCCGGGACUUUGACAUUGUAAACAACCAUGACAACACAUACACUGUCAAAUACACUCCUGUGCAGCAGGGUAAUAUGGGUGUGAAUGUGACCUAUGGUGGUGACCCUAUUCCCAAGACUCCCUUCGCUGUGGCCGUGGCACCUUCUCUGGAUCUGAGCAAGGUUAAGGUUGCAGGCCUUGGAGACAAAAUGACUGUUGGAAAAGACCAGGAUAUCACAGUGAAAUCAAAGGGUGCAGGCGGUCAAGGUAAAGUUGGUGCGAAGGUGACUGGACCUGCUGGCAAGCCAGUGCCCUGUAAGGUGGAGCCAGGUCUGAGCCCAGAGACCAGCCAGGUCCGCUUCAUCCCCAGAGACAAGGGGCCGUAUGAGGUGGAGCUCACUUACGAUGGUGUGCCCAUCCCAGGAAGUCCCUUCCCUGUGGAGGCUGUGGCUCCUACUGACCCAUCUAAGGUCCGCUGCUCUGGCCCAGGUUUGGAGCGUGCCAAGGUUGGUGAGACUGGCCAGUUCGUGGUUGACUGCACCAACGCUGGCCCUGCUGAGCUGACCAUAGAAAUCAUCUCUGAUAAUGGCACUGAGGCAGAGGUUCAUAUCCAGGACAAUGGAGACGGAACAUAUACCAUUACCUACAUCCCUCUGUACCCUGGAGCGUACACCCUGACCAUCCGCUAUGGUGGCCAGGAUGUGCCAAACUUCCCUGCAAGACUCCAUGUUGAGCCAGCUGUAGAAACCAGUGGUGUGAAGGUGUUUGGACCUGGUGUUGAAGGAAAAGGUGUUUUCAGAGAGGCUACCACAGAAUUCACUGUUGACGCUCGUGCCCUCACUAAAACGGGCGGCAAACACAUCAAAACCUGUGUCAACAACCCAUCUGGCAACUGCACUGAAGCCCUCAUCAGAGACCAGGGAGAUGGUACCUAUAAAGUGGAAUACACUCCAUAUGAAGAGGGUCCGCACAGCGUGGAGGUUGCCUACGAUGAUUCCCCAGUGCCCAACAGUCCCUUCCGUGUGCCGGUGACUGAAGGCUGUGACCCUGCACGUGUCCGAGUGCACGGCCCAGGACUGAAGGCUGGCCUCACCAACAAACCCAACAAAUUCACUGUGGAGACCCGUGGGGCGGGUACAGGAGGAUUGGGCUUGGCUAUGGAAGGACCCUCCGAGGCCAAGAUGUCCUGCACUGAUAAUAAAGACGGCAGCUGCUCUGUAGAGUACAUACCAUAUGAGCCAGGGACUUACAACCUCAAUAUCACUUAUGGAGGCCAACCAAUUACUGGAAGCCCCUUCUCUGUGCCAGUCCAGGAUACAGUUGAUCCUACCAAGGUUAAGUGCCAGGGACAGGGUAUCGGGACAAAUGUUCGGGCUAAUAUCCCACAGGUGUUCACUGUGGAUGCCAGCAAAGCAGGCAUGGCUCCUCUGCAGGUCAGAGUGCAGGGACCCAAAGGUGUUGUGGAACCAGCUGAAGUGGUUGAUAAUGGAGAUCAGACCCACACAGUGAGCUACGUACCAACCAGAGAGGGACCAUAUUCCAUUAAUGUACUGUACGCUGAUGAGGAAAUUCCACGCAGUCCUUAUAAGGUAAAGGUUCUGCCCACUCAUGAUGCCAGUAAGGUGCGUGCCAGUGGCCCUGGGCUUAAUACCACUGGUGUGCCUGCCAGUCUGCCUGUGGAGUUCACAAUUGAUGCCAAAGAUGCAGGAGAAGGACUUCUGGCUGUCCAGAUUACUGAUCCAGAAGGGAAGCCCAAGAAAGCAAACAUUCGGGAUAACCAAGAUGGUACAUACUUGGUGUCCUAUGUGCCAGACAUGACAGGGCGCUACACCAUCCUGAUUAAGUAUGGCGGAGAUGAAAUCCCUUACUCUCCAUACCGCAUCCGGGCCCUGCCAACAGGAGAUGCCAGCAAAUGCACAGUCACAGUCUCAAUUGGAGGUCACGGUUUGGGUGCUGGAGUUGGUCCCACUAUCCAGAUCGGGGAGCAGACGGUCAUCACUGUGGAUGCAAAGGCUGCCGGAAAGGGGAAGGUGACCUGCACGGUGUGCACUCCAGAUGGUGCAGAGGUGGAUGUGGAUGUGGUUGAGAAUGAGGAUGGAACCUUUGACAUCUUCUACACGGCCCCCCAGCCUGGGAAGUACGUCAUCUGCGUCCGCUUUGGAGGAGAGCACAUUCCCAACAGCCCCUUCCAGGUCAUGGCUUUGGAAGGUGCCUCCCCUGAACAACUUAUGCAGCAGACCCAGGUCCCGCAGUACGCCUACGCGCCCAACAUGGGCCAGCCAUGGGCAACAGACAGGCCCAUGGGCAUGAAUGGACUGGAUGUGGCUGGAUUGAGACCCUUUGACUUGGUCAUUCCAUUCACCAUCCAGAAGGGAGAAGUCACAGGUGAAGUGAGGAUGCCAUCUGGAAAAGUGGCCAGGCCAGAAAUUGCAGAUAAUAAGGAUGGCACUGUUACAGUGAAGUACGCUCCUACUGAGGCUGGACUGCAUGAGAUGGACAUCAAAUAUGAUGGAAUACAUAUUCCAGGAAGCCCACUGCAGUUCUAUGUGGAUUAUGUCAACAGUGGUCAUGUGACUGCUUAUGGUCCUGGUCUGAUUCACGGCAUGGUCAAUAAGCCAGCGGUUUUCACAGUCAACACCAAAGAUGCAGGAGAAGGUGGUCUUUCUCUUGCCAUUGAGGGGCCCUCAAAGGCAGACAUCAGCUGUGUUGAUAACCAGGAUGGUACCUGCACUGUCUCAUACCUCCCUGUUUUGCCUGGAGACUACAACAUCCUUGUCAAGUACAACGACAAGCAUAUUCCUGGCAGUCCGUACGUGGCAAAGAUCACAGGAGAUGACUCCAUGCGCAUGUCCCAUCUUAAAGUGGGCUCUGCUGCUGACAUCCCAUUGGACAUUGGUGAGCUAGAUCUGAGCCAGCUGACCGCCUCUCUUACCACUCCAUCUGGUCGUGAAGAGCCAUGUCUGCUCAAGAUGCUCCGUAACGGGCAUGUGGGUGUCUCCUUCGUGCCUAAAGAGAUCGGCGAGCAUCUUGUGAAUAUAAAGAAAAAUGGCCGCCAUAUUCCUAGUAGCCCCAUUUCUGUUAUGAUCAACCAGUCAGAGAUUGCUGAUGCCAGCAGAGUGCGUGUUUCUGGCCAGGGCCUGAGUGAGGCUCGCACGUUUGAGCCAGCAGAGUUCAUCAUUGAUACCAGAGAUGCAGGCUAUGGUGGUCUUAGCCUGUCCAUUGAAGGACCCAGCAAGGUGGACAUUAACACUGAGGAUCAGGAAGAUGGAACCUGCAAAGUUACCUACUGCCCCACUGAGCCAGGAAAUUACAUAAUCAACAUCAAAUUUGCUGAUCAGCAUGUUCCAGGAAGCGCUUUCACAGUGAAGGUGACUGGAGAAGGCAGGAUGAAGGAGAGCAUUACUCGUAAGAGAAGAGCUGCAUCUGUUGCAAAUGUUGGUAGCCAGUGUGACCUGAGCCUGAAGAUACCCGAGAUCAGCAUCGCUGACAUGACUGCCCAGGUAACCAGUCCCUCUGGAAAGGUGCACAAGGCGGAGAUCAUGGAAGGAGAGAACAACACAUACUGCAUUCGCUUUGUGCCCACUGAGAUGGGUGUUCACACAGUCAGUGUGAAGUACCAGGGCCAGCAUGUCCCAGGCUCCCCGUUCCAGUUCACAGUUGGGCCACUAGGUGAAGGGGGGGCUCACAAGGUCCGGGCAGGAGGUCCAGGGCUGGAGAGAGCAGAGGCUGGAGUACCAGCUGAAUUUAGUAUAUGGACACGUGAGGCUGGAGCUGGGGGUCUGUCCAUUGCUGUUGAGGGCCCCAGCAAAGCUGAGAUUGCCUUUGAAGACCGUAAAGAUGGAUCCAGUGGUGUCUCCUAUAUUGUCCAGGAGCCUGGAGAUUAUGAAGUAUCCAUCAAGUUUAACGAUGAGAACAUCCCCGACAGUCCAUUUGUGGUGCCUGUGGCCUCACCCUCUGAUGACGCUCGCCGACUUACUGUUGCCAGUCUUCAGGAGUCCGGCUUAAAGGUGAACCAACCAGCAUCCUUCGCUGUGAGCCUGAAUGGGGCAAAGGGUGUCAUUGACGCCAAAGUUCAUAGCCCAUCCGGAGCCCUGGAGGAGUGUUGCGUCACUGAGAUCGACGAAGACAAGUAUGCAGUGAGGUUCAUUCCCAGAGAGAAUGGUCUGUACCUGAUCGAUGUGAAGUUUAAUGGCUCCCAUAUCCCUGGAAGUCCUUUCAAGAUCAGAGUAGGAGAGGCAGGCCAGGCUGGAGAUCCAGGCAUGGUGUCUGCUUAUGGAGCUGGUCUGGAGGGUGGAAACACUGGAUCUCCAUGUGAAUUUAUUGUGAACACAAGCUCAGCUGGCCCUGGAGCGCUGGCAGUAACAAUUGAUGGGCCUUCCAAAGUAAAGAUGGACUGUCAGGAGUGUCCAGAGGGAUACAAGGUCACCUACACACCCAUGGCACCUGGAAACUACCUAAUCUCUAUUAAAUAUGGUGGACCCUACCAUAUUGUUGGCAGCCCCUUUAAAGCUAGAAUUACUGGCUCUCGUCUUGUUAGUAGCCACAGCAUGCAUGAAACCUCAUCAGUGCUGGUUGACCCUGUGACCCGCAGUGUGACCUCCAGUCAGCAGGCAGCACCGGGUUGGGCUAGCUCUGAUGCUAGCCGCGUGGUGGCUAAAGGCCUGGGGCUUACAAAGGGCUUCAUUGGCCAGAAAAACAGCUUCAGUGUAGACUGCAGCAAAGCAGGAAGAAACAUGCUGCUGGUUGGAGUGGACGGCCCUAAAGUACCCUGUGAAGAGAUCUUGGUCAAACACCUGGGCAACCGCCUCUAUAAUGUGUCCUACCAGCUGAAAGAGAAGGGCGAGUACAUUUUGGUGGUAAAAUGGGGUGAUGACCACAUUCCUGGGAGCCCGUUCCACAUCACUGUCUAAUGCCAACCCCAACCAAAGUGGCCAACAACCAUAGCCAAGACUUGUGCUCCUGCAUCCCAAAGAUAAAUACAUAAACACUGAAUCUUCUCUUGCUGACUUGCUGAUCACUCAUUUCUCUGUAUACUGUACUUUUUCCCCUUCAUCUGUCUAGUUCCCUUCCUCUAGCACAGCCAGGCUGUUUUGCAGUGUUCAGUAGUACUGUUAAGCAGGUACCGGUCAUGGUGGCUCUCACAUUCUCAAAGGUUUACACCAGUAUGUUUACUGAUCUUUCCUGAACACAACAGGGCUGCUACAGUUUGUUUGCCUGUUUUAGGAUGCUGCUGUUUAAACUCCUGUGAGUAGCAGACGAGAGAGGAGUGUUGCAUCCUUUUGAAAGAGCACAGACACCUUACCAUUGGGUGACAUGAAACUUAUUAGUACUUCAUAAUGCCUCUUGUGCCUUUCACACAACUGAAUUAACACUGGUGCCAAAGCUGUGGGUUUGCCCUAUUGCCUUAUAUUUUUUUUGGUGUGACUUACAUUUUCCAAUGCACUUUGUAGAGCUGAACAUUUGCUCCCUUGGUUGAGAAAAUCUCUACUUUUAGACUGAAAUUAAAGAAGACUUCUGAACCAGGUUCUAAUGACUAGUAAAAAAAAAAAAAAAAAAAAAAAAAAAAA